Trypanosoma rangeli is the source of this 810-nucleotide messenger RNA. RefSeq lists its product as uncharacterized. The transcript has a single exon. Lineage: Eukaryota; Euglenozoa; Kinetoplastea; Trypanosomatida; Trypanosomatidae. The record is from RefSeq and is a predicted model, not a curated record. Bases 1 to 810 code for a protein of 269 amino acids.
AUGUUGCGUGGCCACGUGUUUGUUGCCGCGCCUGAUGUGCCGCAGGAUGUGCGGUUGCUGAUCGCUGCAUGCGGUGGUCAUGUGGUGGCAUCUCUUGAGGCGUCCGUCACCCUCGGCCUGGUGGUACGGGGGGGAGCGGCGAAACUCGACUGUGCGGCUCAACUGCGGGGCCUGCGCAUUCCGAUCUUGCGCUCCAGUUGGGUGCGGGCGAGCGUGGCAGCCGGGCGCCUGUUGCCUAUGAAGCAUCCGCACGCGGAGCACGACCCCGCGCUUUUUGAGUCGCUCCGGUUUACGACGACAAUGCUUUCGGGUGACACAAAGGAGCGUGUUGUGGCGGCGAUCCAGUUCUUCGGCGGGACCUACUCCCCGGACCUGACCAACGCGACGGACAUUCUUCUUUAUGGUGAGUGGGGACGAACGGCGGGGAACGCCAUGGAGAAGGCGGAGAGGAGCCUCAAGUGGCGGUGUGCGUGGGAGUGGGCGAUCCCGCGCGUCCAUAUCGCAUGGUUACAGGAAUGCAUCUCUAGUGGGAAACGUGGCGCUCUGCUGCAGUCAUCUGCCACCACCACACCGACACCAACGCCGCCACUAUCAGCAGCAGCAGUAGUGACGAUAAGGAAUGGGGAAGAAGAUGAGAAUAGCUGCGGCUCUGCACAUGAGGCUGCAGGUAAAAGGUGCGUCUCCUUUUCCCCUCUUCGACGACAGAAACGCUCUCGUAUCGAGGACGUAAAGUUCGCUUGUGAUGCACUGGAACCAACUGUUCCUCGUGUCUUGGUAAGCCAACUGUGCGGAAGUAUCUUUGAGGAGUAG